Messenger RNA from Paramecium sonneborni, 337 nucleotides. The record is from the annotation of a GenBank genome assembly. Lineage: Eukaryota; Ciliophora; Oligohymenophorea; Peniculida; Parameciidae.
AUGAUUAAUAGGAAAAUCAAAUAACAAAAUGCAAGUAUUUAAUACUACUAUUAGAAGGAAAAUAAUUGAGCGAAAAUAUCUAAGAGUAUUUGAGAAUUAUUAAAUAAUUUAAUAAAUACCAAAUAUCAGUUAUGAAUAUAGUGACUCCUGAAACAAUCAAAGCAACAAAAACAAUAAGUUCUAAUUCCAAUCGUUUUAACUUGGUUACAUAGAAAAUAGAUUUUAACGAUCCAAAACCUUUGUUACGAUUUAAGACUAUAUUGGCUAAUUAAAUCAGCUAAAAGUGAAGUAAGUUAACAAAUUCUAUUUUUUAAGCUUUCUUAACCAAGUUCCCAAU